Messenger RNA from Cephus cinctus (wheat stem sawfly), 2252 nucleotides. It is a transcript of the gene Fpgs1, whose product is annotated as folylpolyglutamate synthase, mitochondrial-like. Bases 328 to 1941 code for a protein of 537 amino acids. Gene Ontology annotation, molecular function: tetrahydrofolylpolyglutamate synthase activity; ATP binding. NCBI's taxonomy places the organism in Eukaryota, Metazoa, Arthropoda, Insecta, Hymenoptera, Cephidae. Gene Ontology annotation, cellular component: mitochondrion; cytosol; cytoplasm. The record is from RefSeq and is a predicted model, not a curated record. Gene Ontology annotation, biological process: tetrahydrofolylpolyglutamate biosynthetic process. The transcript has 4 exons.
AUCACGUUCUUAUACUAUUUUUCCUCGGAUUAAAACACAAAAGCCAAAACUCCUAGUAAACUUUUUAAUAAAACUCAAAAUUUCUUCUAGUACAUCACCUUGGAUGAAAUUGGUUACUACUUUAUUAAUAGAAAACGUUUCAAGUCAGAACUUGUAAAAUUACGAGUCCACUAGCUAACCACGCACGUUGCUUACUGCUAUGAUCAUUACGAUCAUCAUCGCACAUGAGUCGAAAGCAAUUUAUCAAUAGUAAUUAGAUGCUUAUUAUCCUAAGGAAAAUGGUUCUCAACGUACCUGGAAUACGUUCAGCCAGCACAAUUCCAAGUUAUGAUGUACGAAGCUGUGAAGGCUUUGAAUAACUUGCAAAGCAAUGCUGCAUACUUACAGAAUGUCAAAACACACAAUUCAGCAACAAAUACUAAUCUAAAGGACACUAGAAAAUAUCUGCUACGGUCCGGAAUAACUAUGGAGGAAUUGGAUAAAUUAUCAGUCAUUCAUGUAGCUGGGACUAAAGGAAAGGGAUCUACGUGUGCUUUUAUAGAAGCAAUUAUACGUAAGCAUGGUUUUAUCACAGGGUUCUACAGUUCUCCACAUUUGAUCAAUGUAAGGGAACGUCUUAGGAUUAAUGGUCAACCAAUGCCUGAAGAGGAAUUUACGCAGUCUUUCUGGAAAGUAUAUGAGUCUCUCGACAAGAAAAAAGAACAUGACACAGACAUGCCACAGUAUUUCAAGUUCCUGACAGUUUUAAUGUUUCACGUCUUUCUGGAAGUAAAAGUUGACGUGGCUAUCAUAGAAGUGGGAAUUGGUGGCGAGCAUGAUUGCACGAAUAUUGUAAGAAAUCCAGUGUGUGUUGGUAUAACUAGUUUAGGUCUGGAUCACACAAUGUUACUAGGAAGCACUUUGGAGUCGAUAGCUUUCCAGAAAUCAGGAAUUUUCAAAGAAAACACCAGAGCAUUUACAGUGUCACAACCAAAGGAAGCUAUGACUAUUUUGGAGAGGCGAGCAAAAGAAAAACAUUGUGAUCUAAGUAUCGUAACCAAUUAUCAAAGCUAUAACUGGAGAAAUGGUCCUCCGACACUUAGCAUCCAGAGCAAAGUCCAAUGGUGUAACGCAUCCUUAGCUAUUGACCUGUCCAAAACAUGGAUAUCUUGGAAAACGCAGAAUCCAAAUUUUGGCAACGAUAAUGGAAAUAAUACCACUGCUCCAAGUACAGUUACAAAUCAACUAAACAAUAAUACAACUUCCUCAACUGAAGUAACUAGAGACCUUCUCAAUGCAAGUGACAGUAGUACACAAAGAAAAAUAUUAAAUAUCUCAAACUCAAAAUUACAAACAAAACUGAACUCAUCUAAUUCAGCCAGUGAAUCUUCUCUCGAAAAACUUCAAUGUUCCUCAACAAUAUCAUUUGAAAAAGUAGCAGAGGCAUUAUCAUCCUGCAAGUGGCCAGGGCGAACACAGAUUCUAUGUGGCAAGAGUAUGGACUUCUACGUAGAUGGUGCUCAUACGAUUGAGAGUAUAGAGUUCUGUGUUUCCUGGUUCAAAGAUGUUACUCGUAAUUCUCCAGAGAGAAGAUAUUUAAUCUUCAACAGUACAGGUGCCCGUGAUUCUUUGAAGUUACUUAAACCAUUUCGUACCCUGUCCUUUGAGAAGGUCUUCUUCGUACCCAAUGUGGCAGGAACAAUAUCAAAAACUGAUCAACAAAAUUUCUCAGUGACAACACAAGAGCAGAUACGCAGAUGUCAGUGGCACUGUGAAAUUUGGGGUGACGGUUCAACGUUUGCCAAUAGCGUAAGCGAGGCUCUAGAACGCAUAAAGAAGGAUAGCAGCGAAAAUUCUAAUUUAACAAAUAAACCCCAGGUUCUUAUCACAGGAUCUCUACAUUUGGUGGGUGCUGCGCUAGCUCUGAUAGAUCCAGAUCUCACGAUGACGACAAAUUAUUAAAUUGCCUAGUGAUUCCGAUGCAGGCCUGUUGUUAUUAAACGGUGAAGGACUCAGUGAAUUAUAUCUUUUUGUGGAAAUAGAACAGUUAUAUUCUUAUAAUAAUUAAUAAUAAUAAUGUAACAAUGAUCGCAUCAAUUACUAGCAUGCCGUUACGGCAAGUUUCACUGCGAUAUCGAAACAAGUUGCUGGACACUUGCAUUGUUCAAUACAGUCGACAAUUAUUUUGUACUUUUUUACGAACAUUUGUUUCGCACUCCGGACUUUUUUAUAAUAAUAAUAAAUGUUCGAUUGAUUUACAUACUCAAAAAGAA